Coprinopsis cinerea okayama7#130 is the source of this 1377-nucleotide messenger RNA. Its product is annotated as kmo protein. Gene Ontology annotation, biological process: quinolinate biosynthetic process; L-tryptophan catabolic process; NAD+ metabolic process. Bases 1 to 1377 code for a protein of 458 amino acids. Gene Ontology annotation, molecular function: NAD(P)H oxidase H2O2-forming activity; kynurenine 3-monooxygenase activity; FAD binding. The record is from RefSeq and is a predicted model, not a curated record. NCBI's taxonomy places the organism in Eukaryota, Fungi, Basidiomycota, Agaricomycetes, Agaricales, Psathyrellaceae. Gene Ontology annotation, cellular component: mitochondrial outer membrane. The transcript is spliced from 6 exons.
AUGGAUUCAACACACUCAUCGACGUCGACGCUGGCUUCGUUAAGCCACGGUCCUCGCAGAGCAGUGGUCGUUGGGGCAGGCCCUGUGGGCUGCUUGACGGCGUUGGCCCUGGCGAAGCGCGGAUGGCACGUCGAUCUCUUGGAAGGCCGUCCUGAUCUAAGGCUGCCAUCGUCCAAAGCUGCUUCGCAGCAACGGUCUAUUAAUCUGGCAAUAUCGCAUCGGGGUCUCGCAGCGCUAGAAGCGAUAGAUCCAACUGCAGCAGACAAAUUCCUACAUACAGCUAUUCCCAUGCGUGGCCGAAUGAUCCACACUCGAACCGGCGAACUCGAUAGCCAAUCAUACGACAGGGACGGACAGUGUAUUCAUUCCAUUGACCGUGCCCUUCUCAAUGAAGGCUUGUUAGAGCGAGCAGCUGCUUCGGAGAAUAUUCGCCUGUUUUUCAACCACAAGGCUGUCUCCGCAGACUUCGAUGACAGAAUAUUGACCGCCAGGGAUAUUCUUUCAAAUAAAGAAGUCCAAUUCCACUUCGACUUUUGUGUCGGUACGGACGGGAGCUAUUCUGUUAUUCGAAGACAGAUGAUGAGAGUGGUUAGGUCAACGAGGUCUAGAAUGAAUUACCAACAAGAAUAUAUCACCUCUGAAUAUGUCGAACUCAAAAUGCCGGCAGGACGGGACGACCAUGGGGAACCUACGUUCCUUUUGGACCCCAAUCAUCUACACAUAUGGCCCCGUCACUCAUUUAUGCUCAUUGCACUUCCCAACAAGGCGAACCCGUAUCACUAUUUGGAUCGGGCGAUUAUUCUGGGAGACGCAGCCCACUCCAUGGUGCCCUUUUACGGACAAGGGUUAAACUGUGGCCUCGAAGAUGUGAGAAUCCUGACAACGUUAAUGGACCAAGAGGGCAUCACCGCAUGUGCGCCAGAAUCCUUCGAUCCCUCAAAGGACGCAGUGGAUCGGCAGCUGGCCCGUGUCCUCGAGAAGUAUACUCUCGGAAGACACCAGGAUUGUCUCGCAAUCAUUGACCUUGCCAUGGAUAAUUACAUCGAAAUGAGACAUUCGGUUACCACAUGGUCCUACCUGGUGAAGAAGGCGGUGGAUAACAUUCUCUAUACGCUUACCUCGAGGAAGAUGGUUUCACUACCUUCGCUCGUCCCGACCUUGUCCCGGAUGGCCUACCCUCCUGAGGCUCCGAGGGGCUGGCUCCCGCUCUAUACGAUGGUGACCUUUAGACCUGACAUCAGUUAUGCAACGGCAAAGGCCAAGGCAGAACGGCAGGCUCGAAUUCUAGAUGGAUUAAUCUGGACCGGCACCGCUCUGGUUGGCGCAGGUGGUGUUUGGGCAGCUUGGAUGUUGCAACGGACACUGGCACGCCGGUGA